AUGGCAAGCAAAGGAAGUAAUACAGACUGCAUGUCAUGCAGCGUACUGAACUGGGAGCAGGUCAGCCGUCUGCAUGAGGUUCUUACAGAGGUGGUCCCAAUCCAUGGAAGAGGUAACUUCCCGACGCUGAAGAUAACUCUGAAGGACAUUGUUCAGACUGUUCGGAGUAGGCUGAAUGAAGCAGGCAUUGCAGUACAUGAUGUCCGUCUGAAUGGCUCUGCAGCUGGCCAUGUCCUGGUCAAGGAUAAUGGUCUGGGAUGCAAAGACCUGGAUCUCAUUUUUCAAGUUUCUCUUCCAAGUGAGGCAGAGUUUCAGUUAGUUCGAGAUGUGGUGUUGCGCUCCCUCUUGAAUUUCUUACCAGAAGGAGUAAGCAAGCUAAAAAUCAGUCCAGUAACACUGAAGGAAGCCUACAUCCAGAAGCUAGUUAAAGUGUCAACAGAAUCGGACCGUUGGAGCUUGAUAUCACUUUCCAACAAACAUGGUAGGAAUGUGGAGCUGAAGUUUGUGGACUGUAUAAGACGACAGUUCGAGUUCAGCGUGGACUCUUUCCAAAUCAUACUGGAUUCCCUGCUUUUCUACUAUGACUACUCAGAAAACCCCAUGUCAGAGCACUUCCAUCCAACUGUGAUUGGGGAGAGUAUGUAUGGAGACUUCGAAGCAGCUUUUGAUCACCUCCAGAACAAGCUGAUAGCUACCAAAAAUCCUGAAGAGAUCCGAGGUGGUGGACUUCUGAAGUAUAGUAACCUCUUAGUGCGAGACUUCAGGCCCAUGGAUAAAGAUGAGAUCAAAACAUUGGAGCGCUACAUGUGCUCCCGAUUCUUCAUAGACUUCCCAGACAUCCUGGAUCAGCAGCGCAAACUAGAGACCUACCUCCAGAACCACUUCUCCAAAGAAGAGAGGAGCAAAUAUGACUACCUCAUGAUUCUGCGCAGGGUGGUGAAUGAGAGCACUGUAUGUCUCAUGGGGCAUGAGCGAAGACAGACUCUCAACUUGAUUUCUCUGCUGGCACUCAGAGUACUGGCAGAACAGAACAUCAUCCCUAAUGCCACUACUGUUACCUGUUAUUACCAGCCAGCACCUUAUGUUAGUGAUGUGAACUUCAGCAACUACUACCUUGCGAAUGCUCCCGUGCCAUAUAGCCAGUCCUACCCGACUUGGUUGCCUUGCAAUUGAUCGUUUCACUCCAGUGUUCUUGAG
Messenger RNA from Cygnus atratus (black swan), 1197 nucleotides. It is a transcript of the gene TENT5C, whose product is annotated as terminal nucleotidyltransferase 5C. NCBI's taxonomy places the organism in Eukaryota, Metazoa, Chordata, Aves, Anseriformes, Anatidae. The record is from RefSeq and is a predicted model, not a curated record. The transcript has a single exon. Gene Ontology annotation, molecular function: poly(A) RNA polymerase activity; RNA binding. Gene Ontology annotation, biological process: mRNA stabilization. The coding region runs from base 1 to 1173 and encodes 390 amino acids.